This is a messenger RNA of Dictyostelium purpureum, 903 nucleotides long. RefSeq lists its product as uncharacterized. NCBI's taxonomy places the organism in Eukaryota, Evosea, Eumycetozoa, Dictyosteliales, Dictyosteliaceae. The transcript has 2 exons. The record is from RefSeq and is a predicted model, not a curated record. Gene Ontology annotation, molecular function: phosphatidylinositol bisphosphate binding. Gene Ontology annotation, cellular component: membrane. Bases 1 to 762 code for a protein of 253 amino acids.
AUGGUUUUUGUAAAUGAAGAAUUCCCAAUUUUAAAAGAUUUAACAAACGAAGAAAUAAAUGCUUUAAACCAAUUAAAAAAAAAUGGAAUUUGUAAAGAUAUUGAGGACCAAUACCUUCUAAUGUUUUUAUUUUCGAAAAAACUUGAUAUAGAAAAUACUCUAAUAUUAAUUAAAAACAAUCUAUUGUUAAGAGAAAAAUUAAACUUACCAUUACCUGUGGUCAAGGAACAUGUUAACCAAGUGAUUGCAAAGAAAGCUAGUGCUUUUAGUAUUAGUGGUAAAACUGAUAAGCAAGGUAGAGUUAUAUCUUAUUUACACCCAUCGAAAAUAAUACCAAAGGAAUACCCAUUCAAAGAAUACAUGACACUGUUGUUUUGGAACAUGGACCAAACUGUACACGAACAUUCAUCUAUACAUCGUUCGGGUAUUUGUAUCAUUGAAGACCUUCAUAAGAUGUCCAUAUUAAAACACUUUGACAGCAGAUUAAAUGACUUUUUAAAGAAAAACAAGGUUAAUGAUAUGCAAAAUGUAUUUAUUGGUAGAAUUCAAAAAAUAUAUAUUAUCAAUCCACCUUUUCUUCUUAGACCACUUUUGGCUCUAGGUAAAACUUUUGUAAAAAGCAAAAUUAUAUCAAGAAUUGAAAUUGUAAAAACCGAACAAAUACUUAACGAUAUUGACCCAUCCCAGGUUCUAACCGAAUACGGCGGCUCUUUAAGUAUAUCAUAUUCAGACUACUUUGACUCUUUACCAGCAAACUAUUAAAAUUAUUAUUUAAAAAAAAAAGUAACCGUCUAUUGAUUUUCUAUUAUAAUAAACUAUAUUGGUUUAUAGUAAAAAAUCUAAUCAAAACCAAUAAAUUCACCUUAUUUUUUUUAAUUUUUCAGGAAAAAUUUAACUUAUUCC